Molecule: messenger RNA, 2456 nt
Organism: Drosophila kikkawai
Lineage: Eukaryota; Metazoa; Arthropoda; Insecta; Diptera; Drosophilidae
Gene: Cdc6
Product: Cell division cycle 6
Biological process (GO): cell division; DNA replication initiation; mitotic DNA replication checkpoint signaling
Cellular component (GO): nucleus
Molecular function (GO): ATP hydrolysis activity; DNA replication origin binding
Source: RefSeq, a predicted model, not a curated record
AGGCCACACUGUUUUUGCGCGCUUUUUUGACUGACUGCUACCACGCCGUGUUUUUUAGUUAUUAACUACUAUUUAGUUGUUACUGCCCGCCGACUAAGACAUUAACUAACCCCAUGGCCGCCGUGCGUCGCUCCACGCGCCUGAGCAGCAUCAGCAAGGCCGCCGCCGCCUCGCCAUCGGCGCAGACGCAAGUUCACACACCGCGGCGAUCGGAGGUUUGGCGGAGAAGACAGCCGAAGGCAGUGAUCGUCGACAGCGACGAGGAGGAGGAGGCAGUCGAUAACCGCCUGAUUGGCUCCGUUUCAGAGAACAACGAGAACCGCAACCUGCUGAACAAGAUGGACAAGGACAGGGCAGCCAGGCGGAGGACGAACACAGGGAAGGCGCCGCCGCCACUCGAGCACCAGCUGCUGGCAGAGCAAAAGACGCCACGCAGCACGAAGAAAACAGCAACGGCGGCAGCGGCGAUAGCGCGUUCCCGUGAAGCCGCCGCUAUCUUCAUAGGGAGCAGCAGCGAUGAGGAGCAGGAUGUGGACGCGCACCAUGUUUCGCCGCCCAAGCAGCGCAGGCUGCAGCCUCUGCCGCAGCACCUGAUCAGUCCAUCGCGGCUGCUGGACAGGCUUAGCAUAGACGAGCGUCAAGAGGAAGACGCAGAAACCAAGACUGACAAGGUGCAGGAGCAGGAAAAGCCCCGACAAAAGCAGCCAACGAAGCGACCAGAAACUAGGCCAGAGAAGACAGUUUCCAGGCCCCAAGCUAAGCCUGCAAAUGAAGAACAGGUGAAACAGCAGCAGCAACCCCAAUCCGAGCCAGAAACCCUGCCCUCUCCGCCCCGCAACAAAUACCAAAAUGCACGCCGCGUCCUCAACAGCGCCGAGACCCAAAAUCUGCCAGGACGCGAGGAGCAGCUACUCGAACUCCGGGAGUUCUUCACCAGCCACCUGGAAAGCCAGUCCUCCGGCAGCCUCUACGUCUCCGGGCAGCCAGGAACGGGCAAGACCGCCUGCCUAUCCCUGCUACUCCGCGAUCCGGCCUUCUCCAAGCGACUGCAACGAGUCUACAUCAACUGCACCAGUAUUGCCAGCGUGGGAGCCGUGUACAAGAAGCUCUGCGCCGAGCUGCAGCUGAAGCCGAACGGGCGCACCGAACGCGAUCACCUGGAGGCCAUCCAGCGGCACCUGCGCAGCGCCAAGCGCAUGCUCCUGCUGGUCCUGGACGAGAUCGAUCAGCUAAGUACGAGCCGGCAGGCUGUGCUCUACACGAUCUUCGAGUGGCCUGCCCUGCCGGGCGCCAGGAUACUUCUCGUCGGCAUUGCCAACAGCUUGGAUCUCACGGACCGGGCGCUGAUGCGCCUGAACGCCAGGUGCGAGCUGAAGCCGAGGCUAAUGCACUUUCCGCCCUACUCCAAGCAGCAGAUCGUGGAGAUCUUCAAGUCGCGCCUGGCCGAGGCCGAGGUGCUGGAUGUCUUUCCGCCCGUCACCCUGCAGCUGCUGGCCGCCAAGGUGAGUGCUAUCAGCGGGGAUGUGCGGCGAGCCCUGGACAUCGGCCGGCGAGUGGUGGAGAUUGCCGAGCAGCAGAAGCGCGACGGCGAGAAGGAGUUCAACAUGAAGGCCCUGGAACUGGAGGGCAAGGACGCCGUGGAGGCCAAAGAAAAGCAGGCAGAUACCCUGAAGCCCGUUCAGGUCACCCAAGUUGCGGCAGUGCUGAACAAGGUUUAUGGGGCGUCGCAAAACCUGGAGGAGGACAUCGAGGCCGCCUUUCCGCUGCAGCAGAAGCUGAUGCUGUGCAGCCUGGUGCUGAUGCUGCGCAAUGAGCGCAACAAGGACAUAAGCAUGGGACGACUGCACGAAGUCUAUCGCCGGGUGUGCUCCAAGCGCAACAUUCUGGCCCUGGAUCAGGCGGAAUUUGCGGGCACCGUAGACCUGGUGGAGACCAGGGGCAUACUGCGCAUCAUUCGCAAGAAGGAGCCACGCCUGCACAAGGUGCUGCUGCAGUGGGACGAGGGAGAAGUGCACGCGGCGCUCAGUGACAAGCAGCUGAUCGCCUCGAUCCUCAGCGACACCGCCUGCCUGGGCAAGUGAUGAUGAUUACCUUUAGGAAAUUAGUUUACCAAACAAUUCGCGCUGGUUAAUUGCGCAUUUCUAGCAUUUUCAUUCACCUUGGGGACGCGCAUAUAGGAUUUUUAUAUAUAGGAAUACUUUUUGACGCUAAAUUUAACAUUCGCUGCUGUUGCGCCAGCACUGAAAUAUUUUGAAAUAUCAUUUGAGGGUCACUUUCGACAUUUCGCUCUGACUUUAAUUGAAUCGAAUCUUUGGGAUUUCGUCUUUCCGUGUGUCAUAAAUUAAGUAAAUGUUGCGGCAACCAUAUUCUAUUUUUUUUGAUCCAACGAUCUCUAGACAAUUCACUUCCUGUUAGCCCUAAGCAAUUAAAGAAUAAACUAUAUGCAAAUCGCAAAA